AUGACAAUAGACACGGUGAUAUUAGAUAUCGAGGGCACAAUCUGUCCAAUCUCAUUUGUUAAAAGCGUGUUAUUUCCAUACUUUGUCAAACAACUACCCACCACUUUGAACACGAUUCAAUUUCCGUUAAAUUUAAAUAUCAAUGACACUAAUUCUAAUCAAGCCUCGAUUGUGCAAACACUAUCAAAAUUACCCUUGAGCGUAACGACCUCAUCUGAAUCUACAUACAAUUAUCUCAAGGGCCUAGUUGAUAACGAUGUGAAAGACCCUGUAUUAAAGGCAUUGCAAGGUCUCAUUUGGAAACAAGGCUAUGAAUCGGGCGAGAUUAAAAGCCCUGUGUACCCAGACUCGAUCGAUUUCAUUGAAAAGUUUCCAAAAAGAGAAGCAAAUUGCAAAAUUUAUAUCUACUCGUCUGGAAGCAUCAAUGCGCAAAAAUUGUUGUUCAGUCAUGUGGAUAAUGGGACGGGAAUUGCAAUGGAUUUGAAUCCCCAAUUGAGUGGUUAUUUUGACAUUACUACUGCUGGUUUCAAGCAAGAGGCUUCAUCGUAUACAAAGAUUAUAGACCAAAUCGACAAAAAGGACAAUGAGAAAUCUGUUUUAUUUUUAAGUGACUAUAUCAACGAAGUGAAUGCAGCAAUUGAGUCAGGAAUGAACAGUUAUGUCGUAAUCCGAGAAGGUAAUACUCCAAUCCCAGAUAAGGAAUUGGCAAGCCACAAGAUCAUUUACUCGCUAUCGGAAUUAAACCUUUAA
Molecule: messenger RNA, 750 nt
Organism: Lodderomyces elongisporus
Lineage: Eukaryota; Fungi; Ascomycota; Pichiomycetes; Serinales; Debaryomycetaceae
Gene: UTR4
Product: putative acireductone synthase
Exons: 1
Coding region: 1-750 (249 amino acids)
Molecular function (GO): acireductone synthase activity; magnesium ion binding
Source: RefSeq, a predicted model, not a curated record